Sinocyclocheilus rhinocerous is the source of this 683-nucleotide messenger RNA. Its product is annotated as abnormal spindle-like microcephaly-associated protein homolog. The transcript is spliced from 3 exons. NCBI's taxonomy places the organism in Eukaryota, Metazoa, Chordata, Actinopteri, Cypriniformes, Cyprinidae. Gene Ontology annotation, biological process: mitotic cell cycle; spindle organization; establishment of meiotic spindle localization. Gene Ontology annotation, molecular function: calmodulin binding. Bases 58 to 336 code for a protein of 92 amino acids. Gene Ontology annotation, cellular component: spindle pole. The record is from RefSeq and is a predicted model, not a curated record.
AUCUUUACCAAGGCUUGUUUUCUCUUGGUCCUCUUAGUCCAGGAUGAAAGGAGAGCAAUGGAGGUUCGAAAACUUCCAAAGAUUUUGGAUCGCAUUCGCAGCACCUACCGACUUACGCUUCGAAAGUGCAGGAUGGAUGCUGAGAGAAACAAAGUCAAGCAGAAAAUGAACACCUCUCUCAAUGGAAGCUUCCUCCUCCAAGCCACCCCUCGAAAAUCAAAACCUGUGGCCAGGUUUGUUCCUGACUGGGUUCUACGGCGUGACAAAUUAAAGGACAUCGUGGAUCCUCUUUGUGCCAUUCAGAUGCUGGCUAACGCUCUGGCUAUUGUGCCUUGAAAAUAUUGCAGCAAGGAAAAGUCUAUAAACCUGUGCACUGCCAAAGUGUUUAAUUGUUGUUCAGAAUUGUGCACCCUUGUAAAUAUUGUGUAUUUUUGUAUUGUGAAUAUUUUGAAUACUUUGUUUUAUCAAAAUGUUGUGGUCUUUAUUGGAGCAUAUUGGGGUCUGUGCUAAAAGAUGGCAUGUUAGCUCUAAGAUUCUGUAAAUACAAGUGCAGUUUGGAAUUGAUUUAUUUUAAAGCGCUGGAACCGAAUAUUAAAACGAACCACAGCUUAUGUUCUGGUGCCGUUCUUGACUGAAAUAACAGAAUUAAAACAACAUGAGUGAGCCAUUGUGUAUUUUUUUUU